AUGACGGCUUCUAAACACCUUGAGUCUGCAGAUCUGGUUAUCAACGCCCCCGCACCCCAGCGACCCAAGGCCUUACUUCAGCGCCUCUCCUCAGGAAUAAUACAUGCUUUGCCUUCUUUUCGUACAUCAAACCCGAAAAGUGAUCCAAUAACUCGCCCAACAACAGCACCGAGCGCAGCUUGGAAGCGUUUGAGAAAAGGAGCGGUCGAGGCCGAGGGCGAACAACUACCCACUCCCCAACUUGAGGUUACUACCACUGACAAUUCUGGGCAGCUGUGCCCCUACAAUCCUAAUUCCUACCACUCAUUUGCAAGGUUUGGGAAGCGGCGUUGUAGUUUCUGCGGUAUGAGAGGGCCAAAGAUAGUACAAAACGAGCCAUGUCAGGCCUGUAGGGACGGUGGCGGGGGCUCGCACAUCUCUUCUGGUGGUCAGUUGGCCAGCACUCACAGGAGAUACUCCGCCAUCGAUGCGCGUCAUCUUGCCAUUCUUGCAGACAGCAUUUCUUCGGUUGACUUGGCGCCUCGUCCUGUCACUCCUGAGCGCGCUGCGAAGAGGAUCGGCAACCCACCUAGAGUUUCGAAGCUGCCUCCCGGUAUCAUCCGCUUGCCCGCAGUGAAUACUCUUCAGGCAACCCAAAAUCGAUAUUCAGCUGCGAGACCACCUUCUAGAGUCACGACAAGAUCCCCUGCUGAUAGUACGUGUAACGUACAUGCGCAAAGCCCUAAUAGUAGCAACACGGAUGAGCUACCGAAGAAGCCUGCCAGUCCCAAGUUGCAUCACAUACAUGGUCUGCCAAAGUCAGAAAAUUUUCCAUUCAUUCAUAGACACGAGAUUCCAAAGCAUGCAGUCGCCCUUCGUGCUGGAUCGGCGAGUCCUCUGACAGAUCGGAGUGAAAGUCCAAGAAGCCCCUCAAAGGUGCGUGGACAACAUGACCACUCAGAAACGGUGUACUAUGGUGGCAAGAACUCACCCUUCUCUGCUAGCCGAGCUGCUACUGCAAAAUCAUGUGUGACUACAGUACUUGUCGAACAGGCUCAAAUGGGGGGAAACGCGGUCACCAUUGGUCACCAAUCGUCGCCUCUGAGUGCCGCAGUGGGCAACAGUGAAGUAUACAGAAGACGCUCACCACAACAAACGCGGCAAGCACACUCUCCACAAGUGUUAGUUGACGCCACUAUCAGCGAGACCACUGUUGGCAGCCAAAACACUGAAAGCACAAGGAUAGAUGGCAUGCGCCUUGAGCUGAAAGGUGGCAACCCUGCUAUUGACAGAACACCAAGGCUCAGAGGUGGUAACGGACGCGAAGGAUCGUCUACGAACACUAUCAGCUUCAAGCUAAAGAGGUGGCUUCUAACCUGCCAUGGCCCCUGCCCCGAUGACUUCGAGACCGAUAGUGACGCUGACCUGCCUCCUGCUCGUGUUGUGUCACCACACAGAGUGGUGGAAAUGCGACGAAAGAUGAAUGGAAGGGCACCUCUUCCACCUCAUUUGUCUAGAAGAGCGUCGACUAUACCUCCUGCAAUAAACGUGGGACCAGGUUCGGAAGGCCACUCUCCCCCAACGGCUUUCACAACCACCAUCUCGGGGCCUAACAAGCAUCCUUCGUCCUUCCGCCUCUCUUCCUUCAGUUUUCCAGCAUUGUUCCACCAGCGACCCGAAUUCCCCAUCAGCCAACCAGCACCCGCAGUUUCACCCCAUGUGCUUACUCACCCUUUUCCGCAUCUGCGAGGCGGGGCAGCCUCACCUGACAAUAUACCGCCCACACUUUUCUGGUUAGCUGGCGGAAAAGGCAAGCCUGUAAGCUCCAAUGGCUGGAAGCAGUCCCGUCCGAAGCAGCGGAUGGGAGGUCUGUUCGGCAUGGCGGUAUUCGGAAAGAACUACGGCAACAAAUAUGGCAACAGCGUCAACCAGGAGAAUAGGGACGUUAGUUCAUUCUCAGCCAGCAUCAAGGUCGCAGUUGAUCAGGCCACCAGUGCUGGGUCGGUGAGAGGCAGCUUUCGCACGUCAAGCCCGAGCCUGAGCUCGAACUCUUGCUCCAGCUCCAGCUCCGGCUCACCCGUGGCGGCCGAGCCUGUGGAGGAAAUCAACUCAGGCGCGGUCGGCUCUGAACGCACAUUUACACCACCGCCUACUACUCCGGCAGACGACGUACCGCUAUGCAGCGGUGCACUACCAGAAAAGCCAGACACCACCCCACCUGCUAUCGCCACUUCUCUAACCGCUAAUGACGGUGACGAAGUAAUCAAGGACGCUGUUCGAGAAGCAAAACCGAUGAACCACCCGUAG
This is a messenger RNA of Ascochyta rabiei, 2286 nucleotides long. RefSeq lists its product as uncharacterized. The record is from RefSeq and is a predicted model, not a curated record. NCBI's taxonomy places the organism in Eukaryota, Fungi, Ascomycota, Dothideomycetes, Pleosporales, Didymellaceae. The coding region runs from base 1 to 2286 and encodes 761 amino acids. The transcript has a single exon.